Molecule: messenger RNA, 2356 nt
Organism: Argentina anserina (silverweed cinquefoil)
Lineage: Eukaryota; Viridiplantae; Streptophyta; Magnoliopsida; Rosales; Rosaceae
Product: protein SET DOMAIN GROUP 40
Exons: 6
Coding region: 17-1567 (516 amino acids)
Biological process (GO): peptidyl-lysine monomethylation
Molecular function (GO): protein binding; protein-lysine N-methyltransferase activity
Source: RefSeq, a predicted model, not a curated record
AGAGUUCAUAAGUGGCAUGUGUUUUGGGAACAAAAAAAGUGGCACCCUUUAUUCAUUUAACCACUUCCACAGUUUAACAAUGGAGGAAGAAGAAGACAACCUCGAAAAGCUUCUGAAAUGGGCAGCCGAGUUGGGGAUAUCAGACUCGAAAAACGGCGGGCAUUCAUGCUUGGGCCACUCUCUCGUCGUCUCCUACUUCCACGGCGCCGGCGGGAGAGGUUUGGGCGCUGCUCGUCACCUUGAGAAAGGCGAGUUGGUUCUCUCAGUCCCCAAAUCGGCUCUCAUUACAACUCAAGCUCUGUUACUGAGAGAUGAUCGUCUCUCUCUCGCUGUCAGUGCUCAUAGCUCUCUCUCUCCUACCCAGAGAUUGAGUGUUUGUUUGCUCUAUGAAAUGGGUAAGGGGAAGGCUUCAUGGUGGCACCCUUACCUGAUUAAUUUGCCACGGAGCUACGACAUUGUAGCAACAUUUGGUGAAUUUGAGAAGCAAGCUCUGCAGGUGGAUGAUGCUAUCUGGGCUGCUGAGAAGGCCAUUGCCAAGGCUGAGUUUGAGUGGAAAGAAACCAAUGCGCUUAUGGAACAACUUAAGCUCAAGCCACAACUUCGAACAUUUAGGGCAUGGCUUUGGGCUUCUGCAACUGUAUCCUCGCGGACGAUGCAUAUACCAUGGGAUAGAGCUGGAUGUUUAUGUCCUGUUGGAGACUUAUUUAAUUAUUCCGCACCCUCAGAAGAAUCAGAUUUUGAAAAUAUAGAGCAUAGAACACAUGACUUGGCUUUAGAGGAUAUCUCUACAGUGAAAGAGGAAGCUUCGUGUAUGCUUGAUAUGGAGCAGCUUGAUUCUAAUUCGGGAAGAUUAACUGAUGGAAGGUUUGAGGACAAUCUUGGGGCGUAUAGCUUCUAUGCGAAAAAAAGUUACAGAAAAGGAGAGCAGGUACUUUUGAGCUAUGGAACAUACACAAAUUUGGAGCUUCUUGAGCACUAUGGCUUUCUUUUAAUUGAAAAUCCAAAUGACAAAGUUUUUGUUCCCUUAGAACCAGAAAUAUAUUCCUCUUGUUCAUGGCCUAAGGAAUCCCUGUAUAUCCAUCAAAGUGGAAAACCGUCUUUCACUCUCCUCUCGGCUCUGCGAUUAUGGGCAACCCCAGUAAGCCAGCGAAGAUCUGUUGGACACCUUGCUUAUUCAGGGCACCAACUCUCAAUUGAAAAUGAGAUGUUUAUUAUGAGAUGGAUAUCAAAGAAGUGUGACAAUACUAUGAAGAAUCUGCCUACAACUUUAAAAGAAGAUGUUUUUCUAUUAGCUGUCAUUGACAAAAUCCAAAAUGUUGAUGCUCCUUUUGAGUUUGGGAAUCUUUCCUCUGUAUCAGUAAAUGAGAUUUGUACUUUCAGGGCUACACUUUUGAAGAAGGGAGAUUCUGAAGCACUGUCAAGGAAAACUAUGCAGCGGUUGAGGGAGAGAUGGAGAUUAGCUAUUGAGUGGAGACUCAGUCAUAAGAAAAUUCUGGUUGAUUGUAUGUCUUUCUGUGAUGAAAUGAUACAUGUUCUAUCUUCUCAAAUAGUCCAUUCCCAAAGAUGAAAAGAUGUGAUAUCAUGUUACUAGUGAAAACAGCGUAUGGACUUGCUCUUUCACUCCAGCCAUCUCAUGUUUCUGUUAUGGAAGCUAUUAUGGAGAAUGAUUAAAGGGGUAUAUCACUGAAAUAGGUGUGGCAUGCUUAUAUUCCAGCUUCGCUCAUGUGAUUGGAAAAGCACCUGAUCAGUUCUUCCUAACUUGGCAGAAGAUCCAGAGACUACUCUCCCUCCUUUGCUGCAUUUAUUUAUUCAUUCGAAAGAUCAUCACGGCACAUGCAGAGCUUGCUCAUAAGUGUUCCUUGAAUUCAGUCACCUUCUGUUCAUUUAUGUCUUGGUUGUUAUAUUGUUUCUAAGCAUUGUCAAAGGCAAGGUUCCAGUGUUCCAUAAUUUGGCGAUUCUCAUGUGGAGUAUGGCCUGAAAGAUAUGCUCAAAUUUGGGAGCAUAAAAAACUACCACAUGUGCUCUUUCUCAUAUGUGGAGUAUGGUUAUCAGUUUCCUCAGGUGAAACCUGAAGCCACAUAUCUUUGUCAAGGCUCAUUUUGUUCGGAGUCUCCAACAGUCGGAACUAGGGAAGCUGUUCAAUUGGUGCAUGGAAACGGGUUGUCUCCAGUAUGUUAUAAAACUGAUUCUCCUGACUUCAGCUACAGCUUCUAGCUCAAAGAUUUGCCAACUACCAGGUGCAUCUAUCAGUUAUGGGUUCACACAGACCAUCAAAUUAUGGCUCUUGUUGAAUGAUAUACAGAUUUCAUGAACUCUGCUCUUAUCUUUUCUUUUCAAUACACACAAAAGUUCAAGA